CUCCUGAAGAGCCGAACAACAUGUUGAUUUGGGUCGUGGUCGGAGCAUUGUCUACAAUGGUGGUUCUGCUCCUCCUUUCGUGCAUUGGGAUCCGUUAUCGAGCCGUUCGCUACAAGAGACGCUGCAAUGAAAUGGUCAAGGGUCUGAUCUACGAAUUCAAACGUGUCAUCGUCGAACCUCAGCCAGACUCCGUCACUCCCCGAGUUUACAUUGAACGCGUCAAAUACAGCGUCACUCCGCCAUUAAAANGUGCUCGCGAAGCCGCCAAAGGAAUCCAGAAUUGGGAAUACGAAAUGCCGAUGGACGCCAAAUGGGAAGUCAAAAGAGAGGAUGUGAAGCUCGGGAAGGUUCUUGGCGAAGGUGCUUUUGGGCGUGUUGUGGAGGCGCAGGUGUGGGACCUUCGUACCGCUGUCAGAGGAGCCGUGUCCACGGUUGCCGUCAAGAUGCUGAAAGAGGGCCAUACCGAUACCGACCUGAAGUCUUUGGUCAAGGAGUUGGAAAUCAUGAAGAACAUUGGGAAGCACAAGAACGUCAUUAGUCUGUUGGGCUGUUGCACUCAGGCCGGACCUUUGCUUGUUUUCGUAGAAAUGGCCCGUCAUGGAAAUCUGAGAGACUUCUUGAGGAAACACAGGUUCGAUUUCGCCGGACGUCAAAUGAACUCCGGGAGCUUCUGCAAAACGAUCCUGACGAAGCAGAUGGAAUCCGGCUACGAGACGCCAUUUUCUAUGCCUCUCACGCCGCCAUCUUCCUGCAAAGCCAGCUCACCAUCGUAUGAGAAUGAUGAUGUUCGUGGUAUGCGACACACCAGCGGCAGCAGCGGUUACAACAGUAGCAACGGCAGUGGACAUGGCAGCAUUUCCAUGCACCUCCUUCACCACGGAAUUCGCCAACAUCAACAGUUUGACUCGGAAAUGGGUUCUUCCGGACUGACAACGGUGGAGCUGGUCAAGUUUUGUUACCAAGUUGCUCGUGGCAUGGAGUACCUGGCUUCGAAA
Messenger RNA from Notodromas monacha, 995 nucleotides. The record is from the annotation of a GenBank genome assembly. NCBI's taxonomy places the organism in Eukaryota, Metazoa, Arthropoda, Ostracoda, Podocopida, Cyprididae.